Molecule: messenger RNA, 2468 nt
Organism: Periconia digitata
Lineage: Eukaryota; Fungi; Ascomycota; Dothideomycetes; Pleosporales; Periconiaceae
Source: the annotation of a GenBank genome assembly
CCCGCCUCUCCUGUUCCCCGACUGCCCAGCUCCCCCGGCCAGCAGGUGCUCCGCUCGCCAUGUUUAUGCUUCGAAACCUGAGCAAGUUUGUCUUUGGCGACGGAUCCAAGGAGUCCAUCGUUGAAAUAUCACAAGGCCAGCUCUAUCUUGUUCGUCCGCGUUCUGUCAAGGGCUACUCGGAACUCAUCUUCAAAGACGCCGCCGCUACCAUCCGUCGCACCGGCCAAGAAUUCCAAUACCAGCUUGUUGUCCAGCGUGCAUACGAGGAAGGAGAAGAGGAUUUGCUAGAGGAAGGUGACGAGGACGGAGGUGUCAAUACUUUGGGCGGCGACAAGGACGAAAAGACAUUUUUGUUGGACGAGGGCUUGCAGUUCCGCACCGACGUUCGCUCCACGGGCGAAAAGAUCUUUGCCUGGCGCGAUCUCAGCGGUGACGUUACAGACCUCUGGGAAUUUGUCUGUGACUCUUCCGUCAAGCCAGAGACCGCUGCCCUCUUCGAGCGCGUCGCCCUCCAGUGCCAGUACGAGCGCAAACACCGCCGCAGCCACGAGUUCGCUACCGAGGACGAUCUAGAGUCGCUCGCCUACUACGAAGAGUCCAUUCCAGACGCAAGCCCUCUCUCCAGUCCCAUCACCAAAUCCCCAGCUCACGCUCCCGCACCUACCGCCGCCGAGCUCUUUCCAAACACCACCGCGGAGAAUAUGGCGAAAAAGGCAGCUGGCAAGGGCAAGGCUCCAGAGCCCAUCGAGGAAGCCACUACUGCACCACCAUCCGCUGCUCAGCCUGAGGUACUAGGCACACUGGCCAGCGCGACCGCCGAACUCCACUUGUUUGAUCAUCCAUCAGCCACAUUCGUGAAGCAAGACGCGAAAGUGCAUGCUACAGUAUCCGAGAUUGGCAACUGGGAGUACUGGUUGCACAUUGUUGGCGAUGACCGGGAGUGGCUAGGCCAGCCUGUGGUGGAAGACAUCAAUCCUGUCUUCAACUUCGAGUACAAGUCGUUCAUAUUUAACCAUUAUCUGGAUGAUGGCUCCGCUUUCUCGUGGCUCCUACGCUUCACUAAUGAGGAGGACCUAGACACUUUCCAACACGGUGUUAUGCAAGCGUUGUGGGAACAUCUGAAUCAAACAAAAUGGGCCAAAGCCAAAGAUACGGACCGGGAGUACGUUAUGGAAGCUUUCCAAGAUCUCACGAUGGAAGACGCCCCCGACGCUGAAGAGGAGGAGGAAGAGGAAGAAGAUGAUUAUGAAGAUGCGUCUGACGGUCAGCGGAGCGAGCACUACGACGAGGAUGAAUCGGAAGAUGACGUUGAGACCGACUUGAAAGAUGGUGACAUCAACUCUCAGCUUGCAGUCGGUUAUAAACACGACAGAUCUUUUGUUGUGCGCGGCAACAAGAUUGGCGUUUUCAAGCAUACUGCGGAUAAUCAGCUACAAUUUGCUACCGCCAUCAGCAGCAUCAAGACUCCCAAGGGCAAAGCAUUCAACCCCAACAAGGUCAUGCUUCAUCAAGAGGAUACAAACAUGAUCUUGCAGAAUAUGGACAACCCGAACUCGCUCUAUAAAAUGGAUUUGGAGACCGGUACAGUUGUAGAUGAGUGGAAGGUCCACGAUGACAUCCCCGUCAAGGUGUUUGCACCAGAAAACAAAUUCGCGCAGAUGAGUGGUGAACAGACUUUCCUUGGUCUGUCUGGUAACGCUCUAUACCGAGUGGAUCCACGUCUUAGUGGAAACAAACUGGUCGAUGAACAGUACAAGCAAUAUGCCACCAAGAACGCAUUUUCGGCUGCUGCCACGACUGAGAAGGGGCAUAUCGCGGUCGCUUCAGAGAAGGGUGAUAUUCGUCUUUAUGACCGCCUAGGUAUCAAUGCAAAGACAUUGAUUCCCGCCCUGGGAGAUCCCAUCAUCGGCAUGGACGUGUCAGCAGACGGUCGCUGGGUACUUGCUACAACUCGCACAUACCUCUUGCUCAUUGAUGCUCUCCAACAAGGAGGCAAGAAUGACGGCAAGCUCGGCUUCGAGAAAGCAUUCGCCAAAGAUGACAAGCCUCGUCCGCGCCGUCUCGCCCUGACGCCAGCUCACGUAGCGCAAUUCCAGCACGAGACCAAGGCACCCAUUUCCUUCACAGCCGCGCGAUUCAACACCGGCCUCGACGACAAGGAGACCACUAUCAUCACCGCCACGGGUCCAUUUAUCGUGACCUGGAGUAUCAAGAAAGUACUUGCCAACCGCCGAGACGCAUAUAGUAUCAAGCGGUACGCGGAGGAAGUCAAAGCCGACAACUUCAAGUUCGGCUCCGACAAGAACUUGAUUGUGGCGCUGCCGAAUGAGGUCGACAUGGUGGCAAAGCGCGCGCUCCAGCGACCAACCCGCGAAAGUAUUGCCACUCCAAGUCGCGUCGGAGCCCGGCGGGCCGGUGCGAGGGGAAGCUAUCUUGGAAGGAACGACAUUGUCGAUAGCCCUUACUGA